Molecule: messenger RNA, 1421 nt
Organism: Lycium ferocissimum
Lineage: Eukaryota; Viridiplantae; Streptophyta; Magnoliopsida; Solanales; Solanaceae
Product: glycine-rich cell wall structural protein-like
Exons: 1
Coding region: 191-1102 (303 amino acids)
Source: RefSeq, a predicted model, not a curated record
UUAAUCCUCUGCCCAAUUGUAGAGCAGCAAGCAUUUACUCAAUAGAAGAUGACAGUUGAGUUCAGUUCUAAUUAAGUGGACCCACGAUGUAAUUUUCUUGCACUAUAUAAUAGGGUCAUAUAGUAGACAUUCUUGCAUGUCCAACGUUUUAUUAUUCUUUUCAUUGAGUGUUUAAGCAAUAGGAGUCAUAAUGAGUUUAUUACUUUCUGCUCGUAGUGUUGGUGUUUUUAUUCUCUUGCUUGUGUUUGUUGUUGGAAAUUUUGUUUUUGCUGAUGAUGUUAAUGGAGUUGAAGAUGAAAAAAAUCUAUUUAGGCAUCGUCGUUUUGGUGAUCGCAUUGGUGGGGGUUUAGGACAUGGGAUUUAUAGUAAAGGGUUUAGACACGGUGGAGGUCUUGGCGGAGGAGCUGGUGGUGGUCUAGGUGGAGGCGCAGGUGGUGGCUUAGGAGGUGGAGGUGGUCUUGGUGGUGGUGCUGGUGGUGGAUUAGGAGGAGGUGGUGGUCUUGGAGGGGGUGCUGGUGGUGGCGGCGGUUUAGGUGGCGGUGCAGGUGGUGGUGUAGGAGGCGGAGCUGGAGCUGGUGGUGGUCUUGGAGGUGGUGCAGGUGGUGGGGGUGGAUUAGGUGGUGGUGGUGGUGUAGGAGGCGGUGCAGGUGGUGGUGUAGGAGGUGGUGCGGGUGCGGGUGGUGGCAUUGGUGGGGGUGCAGGUGGUGGUGGUGGUUUAGGAGGAGGUGGUGGAGCUGGAGGAGGACUUGGUGGAGGUGUUGGAGGUGGAGCUGGCGCUGGUGGUGGAGUAGGUGGAGGGAUUGGAGGCAUUGGAGGAGGAGCAGGAGGAGGUGGUGGAGCAGGAGGAGGCAUAGGUGGAGCAGGUGCCGGUGCAGGGGGUGGUUUUGGUGCCGGUGGUGGUAUUGGUGGAGGCGCUGGUGGCGGGGGAGGCUUUGGUGGAGGAGGAGGUGGUGGCAUUGGUGGUGGUGCAGGUGCAGGAGGAGGUUUUGGAGCAGGAGGAGGCUUUGGGGCCGGAGCAGGUGUCGGUGGUGGAGGCGGAGUAGGAGGUGGUGGUGGCGGCGGCUUUGGUGGUGGAGGAGGCCUUGGUGGUGGUCUUCAUUGAUCAACAAAGCUUUGUUGUUCUUGCAUGAAAUAAUUAAGCAUGCAAUACUAUUAAUGUACUCCUAUGUACUCUUGGAAGUAUCUUAUUUGCUCGUCUCAAGUGGUUAAUGACCUUUACCUUUUAUUAGUUGUUAUUCUUUUGUGAAACUUGUUAAAAAAUGGUACUCCUAGUAAUUAAACAAGUCUAUAGCUAUCACAUUUACAAUGUGGUUUUGGUUGAGGCAAAGCAAAAGCUUCUGUCCAUCUUGCUUGAGAAAAGCUCAUGGACUAUAUAGUUGUAAUGGCCGAUCUCGUCAUUAAUAAUAUAAUUAUGUUGCCAA